AUGGAGUCCAACCGACUUCGAGCCGUGUCCGACGACGCCAUUGACACGGCCAAUGCAGCCUUGAGAGAGGUCAACCUUGAUCUCCACGCGCACCCCGAGGUCCUUUUCCAAGAAUACCACGCCCACAAGGUUUUGACCGAAUUCCUCGAGAGCCGAGGGUUUGACGUCCAACGGCAAGCCUUUGGCUUAGAGACCGCGUUCAAGGCGACGUAUGGUUCCGAGCCUGGCAGGACUGUCGUUGUCAACUUGGAAUAUGACGCUUUGGAAGCUAUUGGCCACGCAUGUGGCCACAACCUGAUUGCUACGUCCGGACUUGCCGCCGUGCUUGGCAUCGCCGAGGCCAUGAAGCAAGGAGGGCUUGGUGGACGCGUAGUUGCUAUGGGGACUCCGGCCGAAGAAGGUGGCGGUGGAAAGAUCAAAAUGAUACGUGCCGGCGCAUAUGAUGAUGCGUUCUGCUGUCUCAUGGUUCACCCCAUGUCCAAGAACAAUGCGUACUCUACCAGCAUGUGCGGCUCAGAACUUACCAUUGAAUACAUUGGUAAGCCUGCCCAUGCCAUGGUAGCUCCGUGGGAAGGCAUCAACGCACUUGACGCCGUCACUCUCCUUCAUACAAGCAUUGGUCUCCUGCGCCAGCAAAUACUUCCAAGCGAUCGCAUUCGCGGAGUUGUGUUGGAAGCGGGACAGCGUUCUGGCGUCAUCCCGUCGUAUGCAAAAGCUCGAUACUGCGUGCGAUCCGCCUCCCUCGAGCGCUAUAAGAUUCUCAAGCAACGCUUUGUGAAUUGCCUCGAAGCUGCUGCUCUUGCCAGUGGCUGUGAGCUACGAACUACGUGGAUGCCUGCGUACUGGGACAUCCGCACCAACAAUGCUCUCGCAGGGCGCUACGUUACUCACAUGGAGCGUCUUGGGGUGCAAUUCCCUAGUCCUGCCGAGCAAAGGGCACAAGGCGACUGCUACAGCACAGAUAUGGGCAACGUUACCUAUGUUGUCCCCAGCAUUCACCCAACUUUUGCUGUCGACUCUCCGGGUGGUGCUAUUCAUACUGCGCACUUCGCCGCAGCUGCGGCAACAGAUGAUGCACACGAGAGAACACUCAAGCAAGGAAAGGCUAUGGCUGCCACAGGACUGGAGGUGCUUCUGGACGAUGUCUUUGCGGCGCAGGUAAAAAAGGAGUUUGAUGAUACGGACCGUUCAAUAGCCCAAGACCCAUCAGUGGCGUAA
Purpureocillium lilacinum is the source of this 1218-nucleotide messenger RNA. RefSeq lists its product as uncharacterized. Gene Ontology annotation, molecular function: dipeptidase activity. The record is from RefSeq and is a predicted model, not a curated record. Lineage: Eukaryota; Fungi; Ascomycota; Sordariomycetes; Hypocreales; Ophiocordycipitaceae.